CAGAGUGAGGUGAGUCUAAGAUAAGGGAAGGGAAAAUAUAGUUUUGAGGUUCCCCGGGCCCUGGAGGACCUCUCUGUCCAGCCUCUGUCUUUGCUCCCCAAAGAAGUAUAAACCAUCCUCUUCCACCCCUACUUCCCAGCAUGGCCACCUCAGGCCCUCCUCUCCACCUGUGCUUCUGCUUCCCACCCCUACAAAUCCCAGGAAUCCUCUGGAAACCCGGUUGGUUUCAGUUUCCACACACUGGUCAGUGCAUCUGGCUCUGGGUGAAGUCAGCAGCCCCCUCUUUGCCCUCAAACAGGAACCAGUGGUUGUAGGACAGGAAGUGUCUUAGGGGAAGUUAUGGGCCCCAGACACUUCUCCAUGCCCCACUUUAGCCCCAGCAAUAUCUGCUCAAGGGAAGCGGCUCUCCACACCAGCCAAGGAGGGGCCCCCCUUUUCCUGAGUUGCUCUGCCAGGUGGUGCUGGACACCGCCCUCCCUAUUUUCCUGCCAGGCCUCGGCUCCUCCCUCAGCCCCCUCAUCAGAACCUAGAGCUACCUGGUGCUGGAAAGGCUGCUAUGAACCAGCUCGUCAGCUUAGGGUAGGGGAAAGGUGGUAGGCUCUGGAGCUGGACAGACCUGGCCUUGAACCCCAACUCUGCCUCUUCUGGGCUGGAUGUCCUUGUCAGGAUCCAGCCUUGAGUCUCAGGUCCUUCACCAGGGAAAUGGGCACCAUAGUACCCUACAUUGUUAUGCGGAUUAGCAGUGACAAACAGAAAGUGCCCCGUUCAGGGUUAAUACAGAGCUAAGGCUCCUCAGCCUGGGAAACUAUUGUAACAGAGACACCGGAGUUUACGUAUGAGGAACUUGGGGCACGUGAUUCACCCCAGGCCAUUUAGCCUGGAAGAGCUGUGCUAGGUUUCCCAGUGUACAGGUCAGUCUUCAGUCCUGAAAGCAUGGGGAAUACGCAAUGCCUUUGUGAAAAAUUGGAUUUUUACCAAUAUGGGGGUUUAGGGCUGGGGGCGCUCCUGCUCCUGCUUGUGGCCGUUCUGUCCAUCUGCCUGUAUCGGCUCUACAGGAGAGUGAAGAGGCUGGAGAGAAGCUGGGUCCAAGCCUCAAAAGAGGAGCUCCACUAUGCGUCCUUGCUGAGGCUGCCUGAACGGGAGGGACCUGACAUCCGAGAAAGGGAAGGCAACAAGGAGGACCCCAGCGGGGACUAUGCCUGCAUUGCCAAGAACAAACCCACCUGAAUACCUGCAGAUGCCUCCCCCAACCCAGGGCCAUCCUGUGGUUCACCCAGUAAAGACCAUGGUCUCACCA
Molecule: messenger RNA, 1297 nt
Organism: Odocoileus virginianus texanus
Lineage: Eukaryota; Metazoa; Chordata; Mammalia; Artiodactyla; Cervidae
Gene: LST1
Product: leukocyte specific transcript 1
Biological process (GO): cell morphogenesis; dendrite development; immune response
Cellular component (GO): membrane
Source: RefSeq, a predicted model, not a curated record